AUGGUGUCGUGGCCUGUGAUUUGUAGUCUUCUUUGCACACAAUUUGCGGAGGAAAAGGAAUGCAUAUUGAAAUGGCAAAAAUGUGCACUCAACGCUGCUGCUGCUGCUGCUGCCGCUGCCGCCGCCGCCGUCGUCGCCGUCACUGUUGCUGGUACUACCGCCUCAACCAUCCACGUGGCUUUGCGUUUGAUUGGAUGGUUUGACUACUGGAGGGAGGCAAGUUUGUCUCCCUCAACUCCUUCACCAUCAUGCCGACCCUCCGUGACGUAG
This is a messenger RNA of Hydatigera taeniaeformis, 270 nucleotides long. NCBI's taxonomy places the organism in Eukaryota, Metazoa, Platyhelminthes, Cestoda, Cyclophyllidea, Taeniidae. The record is from the annotation of a GenBank genome assembly.